UAUCAGCUGAUCAAGAUGUUGCUGAUUCAACCGUCAGAGGAGAUGUCGAAACAGAUUCGCGUGGAGCUGAAUGAGGAUGUAACGACACGCGACAAGGAUGUUGAAAUUAUCAAAGAAUGGCUCGCCAAGCAACCACAUUUGCCUAAAUUCGAGGAUGAUCACAGAAUAAUGACGUUCCUUCGUGGCAGCAAGUUCUCCUUGGAAAAGUGCAAGAGGAAGCUGGACAUGUAUUUCACGAUGAGAGCGGCGAUACCCGAGUUUUUCUCGAAUCGUGACGUUACCAGACCGGAAAUGAGAGGAAUCACCAAAAUUGUCCAGAUACCACCGCUACCCGGUCUCACAAAGAACGGUCGACGAGUGAUCGUUAUGCGAGGAUUGGACAAGGACCACCCGACCCCUAACGUGGCGGAGGCGAUGAAGCUGGUCCUAAUGAUCGGUGACAUCCGUUUGAAGGAGGAAGCGGUCGGUGUCGCGGGCGACGUUUACAUUUUGGACGCGAGUGUCGCAACACCCUCGCAUUUCGCCAAGUUCACGCCCGCGAUCGUGAAGAAGUUCCUGGUCUGCGUGCAGGAGGCGUAUCCAGUGAAGCUGAAGGAGGUGCACGUGGUGAACGUCAGCCCGCUCGUGGACACGAUCGUGAAUUUCGUAAAACCGUUCCUCAAGGAGAAGAUAAGGAACAGAAUAUUCAUGCACAGCGACAUGAAGACGUUGUACGAGUACAUCCCUAAGGAAAUACUGCCGAGCGAGUAUGGCGGCGAUGCCGGACCUAUUCAAGCUAUACAUGACAUCUGGAUGCAGAAGCUCGAAGAGUACGGACCGUGGUUCAAAGAACAGGAAUCUGUGAGAACGAACGAAGCCCUCCGACCUGGAAAGCCAAAAACUCACGACGAUCUGUUCGGUCUCGACGGAUCGUUCCGACAAUUGGCUAUCGAUUAAAAAAUUAGCAGAUCGACGAGGCGGUGUAAUUUUAAGCAAAUUCUCAUCUCGAUGCUAACGCGCGGCGAAAAUUUAAUCGCAAUGAAAACACGAAGCAUCGAGAACUUCUAAAUCCCUGAAUUCGAUCACGAGAAAUGUAACAUUUUUAAUAUCAGGUAUACGAAUAAGUAACCAACUGUUUC
Molecule: messenger RNA, 1118 nt
Organism: Dufourea novaeangliae
Lineage: Eukaryota; Metazoa; Arthropoda; Insecta; Hymenoptera; Halictidae
Product: alpha-tocopherol transfer protein-like
Exons: 5
Coding region: 16-936 (306 amino acids)
Cellular component (GO): membrane
Molecular function (GO): phosphatidylinositol bisphosphate binding
Source: RefSeq, a predicted model, not a curated record